AUGACCACUCUCCUCCGCCGAGUAACGGACAAGUUCACCCCCAACGCCUCCUCCACCGAUCUGACCGCCCUCAAACCCCGCCCAGAUGGCUUCUCCACCGCCAAAGGCGCCGAUGCCCUCUUCCUACGGACCAAACCCGAAGUAGACGGCGAAGAAUGCCUCCACGACUGCGAGACCUGCACGAUACACCUUCCCCGCGGUUUCAAAAUCGACGAGGACGAUGCGCUGUUCGGGCAGAUCAAGGGGUUUAGUCGGCAUCUGAUCGUCGCGACGGGGAAGACGGAUUGGGUGAGGGAUGUGGCGGACGAGAAGGGGAGUGUGAUGGAGGCCGUGGAGGGGAAUGACAAAGAGGUGCAGGGCGGGAGGUUGAUGUUGAGCGCGAGCAAUAUGGACUUGCCUGAUCACGACGACUUGCAUCCGUAUGGGAAGGAUAGGCCGACGACUGUGCUACUCAUGCCAGCGUUUCAGUUUAUUGACAAUGUUACCCCUACCAAGGUGCCGGAGCUGAUACGGGGGAUUGUUAACAAGACGCCUACGAACACUACGCCGUUUCCUCACGAGACCUCGCCUUCAGAUGCUCCGCUCAGCUCUUCGGACCUCCCUGCAGAACUCUCCCUCCGACCUUGUCACCACAAAUACGUCAUCCUCAUGUGCUCACAGGCUACCCGCGACGCACGCUGUGGCCAAUCCGCUCCUUUGCUCCGGCGCGAACUGGAACGGCAUCUACGUCCCUUAGGCUUGUACCGAGACAGCGACGACACGCGACCAGGUGGCGUGGGGAUCUACUUCAUCUCGCAUGUCGGGGGCCACAAGUACAGUGCUAAUAUGAUGGUGUACCGGAGAGGAGAGCCCGGGAGGACAGGGACGGAGUUGAUGCAGGGCGAGAAUGGAACGGCGGUGGGUGGCGAGCAGAAGGCGGCGGGCGAGGCGGAGGCGGCGCAGUGUAUAUGGCUUGCACGGGUGAGGCCGGAGGAUUGUGAGAAUAUCGUACGGUUUACGGUUCUGCAAGGGAAGGUCGUAAAGCCUGAAAGGCAGCUGAGGGGUGGGUUCGACAGGGAGAAGGGGGUGGUGAGUUGGUAG
Molecule: messenger RNA, 1080 nt
Organism: Saxophila tyrrhenica
Lineage: Eukaryota; Fungi; Ascomycota; Dothideomycetes; Mycosphaerellales; Extremaceae
Exons: 1
Coding region: 1-1080 (359 amino acids)
Source: RefSeq, a predicted model, not a curated record